This is a messenger RNA of Helianthus annuus (common sunflower), 2174 nucleotides long. Its product is annotated as 3-phosphoinositide-dependent protein kinase 2. Gene Ontology annotation, molecular function: ATP binding; protein serine/threonine kinase activity. The transcript is spliced from 11 exons. NCBI's taxonomy places the organism in Eukaryota, Viridiplantae, Streptophyta, Magnoliopsida, Asterales, Asteraceae. Bases 327 to 1781 code for a protein of 484 amino acids. Gene Ontology annotation, biological process: intracellular signal transduction; peptidyl-serine phosphorylation. The record is from RefSeq and is a predicted model, not a curated record.
AUCAUCAUCUCCAGAUCUGCAUUUCCAAUGUGUAAAUUUUCAUGCUUUUUAGUAAUCCACGUAACAGACACGUGUCAUUCUCUCUGUCUUCCUACUUUGUCGCUCUAACUUUGUUCCCUCCAUCGCCCCUCUUUGGCCUUUGCCCCAAUGGGUCUCCUUCAAAUCACCAUUUAAUUUAAAAGAUACAAAAUUUUGAUGCUUUCUUUAUAGGGUUUUGAAUGAAUUGAUCUUCUGUUUUGUUGGGAGAUUGAAAAGAUCGAUUAUCUUUACAAGAAGGAUACAUAUAUAGAUAUAGAUAUGGGUGUGUUUGAUAUUGGGGAAAGUUGAUGAUGGGGGGUGAAAUGGAAAAGGAUGUUGAGUCCAAGAUGAAGAAUGUUCAGGAUAAAGCUAAGAGCUUUAAGUUUAGGGCUCCACAGGAGAAUUUUACCAUACAAGAUUUUGAAAUGGGCAAGAUCUUUGGUGUUGGUUCUUAUUCUAAGGUUGUGAGAGCAAAAAAGAAAGAUACGGGGAAAGUGUACGCUUUAAAGAUCAUGGAUAAAAAAUUCAUAACAAAAGAAAACAAAACCGCUUACGUAAAGUUGGAGAGAAUUGUAUUGGAUCAGCUGAAUCAUCCUGGAAUAGUGCAACUCCAUUUUACAUUCCAAGACACUUAUUCUCUAUAUAUGGCGCUUGAGUCUUGUGAAGGCGGAGAACUUUUUGAUCAAAUUAAGAGGAAAGGUCGUUUGACAGAUGACGAGACUCGCUUUUACGCAGCUGAAAUCGUGGAUGCUCUUGAAUAUAUACAUAAGUUAGGUUUAAUACAUCGAGACAUUAAGCCAGAGAACCUGCUUCUUACAUUAGACGGGCAUAUUAAGAUUGCUGAUUUUGGUAGCGUAAAGCCCAUGCAAGAUAGCCAGAUAACAGUCCUUCCGCAUGCAGCAUCAGAUGACAAGGCCUGCACGUUUGUGGGGACGGCUGCAUACGUCCCUCCAGAAGUAUUAAAUAAUUCACCUGCAACUUUCGGAAACGAUCUCUGGGCACUUGGCUGCACCUUGUUUCAGAUGCUAUCGGGAACUUCUCCAUUCAAAGAUGCUAGUGAAUGGCUCAUUUUUCAAAGAAUCGUAGCCCGAGAUGUCAAAUUUCCUGAUUAUUUUUCCAGUGAUGCCAGAGAUCUGAUUGAUAAAUUAUUGGAUAUUGAUCCUGCAAAACGACCGGGUGCGGGACCUGAUGGUUAUGAGUCACUAAAGAAUCAUCCCUUCUUUCAAGGAAUUGAUUGGCAUGAUAUAAGGUCAAGGUGUCCUCCUAGACUUGUAUUGGAGAAGGGUCCCGCCAGUAGUCGCUCAAAUGGAAGUGAUGACACUUCAGAUUCAUCAUGGAACCCGACACAUAUUGGUGAUGUCACCGGAACAGGAAAUACCAUUGCUGAUGUCACUUCUUCCUCCGAUGCUGGCCAUAUAACUAAACUCGCUUCAAUAGAUUCCUUCGAUUCUAAAUGGCAACAAUUUUUGGAGCCAGGUGAGUCCAUUCUUAUGAUCUCAAUGUUCAAGAAACUGCAGAAACUAUCGAGUAAAAAAGUACAACUUAUCCUGACUAACAAGCCAAAGUUGGUAUACGUGGAUCCGUCAAAGCUAGCCGGUAAAGGGAAUAUGAUCUGGUCUGAUGAUCCCAAUGAGCUUAGCGUCCAAGUUACAAGCCCAUCAAAUUUCAAGAUUUGCAUUCCAAAGAAAGUUAUGACAUUUGAGGAUCCUAAACAGAGAGCGUAUCAGUGGAAAAAGGCGAUUGAAGCCCUUCAAAACCGGUGAUUUCUGGUUUAUAUACACAUUCUUUUCGUAUAACAUUAAUGUUGCACCUUGGUAAUCCUAAGGACAGUUGGAUUCCCCGAAGAACUUUAAGAAAAAACCGAUCCAUGUUACAGGCUUCGUUUUCAUGCUUUGAUUUUAUUAAUUCCUUUUUUUCGGUUUUCUCUACAUCAGGGUAGUUAGUUGACUUUAGUGAGGUUUGACCACUGAGAUUGUAUGAAUAUGUAAGGUUUGAUUACUUAUUAUUUACAGGGUGGAAGUGAUUACCUCACUAUAAUAGUAAGCUAUACCAAGCGUCAUUACCCUACCGGUAUUGUGACGAACGGAAAAAACUAGCAUUUGAACAUCGUUACCGUUACCGGUAUUUGUUUAUUUUACCUGUAUUUAUUUGUAUGA